Messenger RNA from Linum trigynum, 2040 nucleotides. NCBI's taxonomy places the organism in Eukaryota, Viridiplantae, Streptophyta, Magnoliopsida, Malpighiales, Linaceae. The record is from the annotation of a GenBank genome assembly.
CGUGGGCCUGAGGCCCAUGGUUACAAAGCCCAUAAAAAAUUAAGCAAGACCAGAGCGGCCUAGCCCAUGCCCAUCAUGGUGACCGCCCGACACUGACGUCAAUUGCACGUCAGUAAACCGCCCGACAGAAAGACUGAGGCUCUGCCAGAUAGAGAAAGUCAGACAUUCGUACUGACACAACAUUUAAUGAGUCAAGAGGCGUCCCAGACCGCCCGACACAACGUAAAUCCCUCAGCCCCAAGACCAAGCUAGUAUAAAUAGCCCCAAAGGGGCAGCAUUUAUGGUAACUCCGAUCAACUGAAUUCUCUCUCUUAUUUACAUUCACCCACUUCUCUCUCUAACUUAGGCAUCGGAGGAGGUCCCAGGUUACCCCUGAGGACAUUUCUUGCAGGAUCCUGGAGACCGCCUUUCAUCUACUGAAGCCGCCAGAGGUCGUGGAGUCUCACACACCCACCUGGGACGAUCCAGGCGCAAGCACAAACUAUUCAUCAUCACAUCACUAUAUUUUCUAUUAAUAAUAAAAAAAAAACCCAUUUUACAUAGCAUCAACUUUACUUUGUACAAACUACAAACACUUAAACAUGUUUUUCCUCCAACUUCGUUCAUUUUGGUACCACCCACCUUGCGUCCUUACCUACGGCUACAACUGCAUUGUUUGUUCGCUAGUCACUAUCCAGUCUCCCACAAAAUUAUUCUUUAGGAAAUACAUUUAUUAACCUUUCUUGUAUCCCCUGCUGACGAACUCGCUCUGUUACUUCACUUACCAUAUCUGUGACCAAAUUGCAUUAACGUUACAUACCCUUGCUCUCAUGUGACUUACCAUUUUUGGGAUUACAUAUCAAUGUGGGCCACAUAAAUUUCCAGGAACCAAUCAAAAUCGAAAUCCUCAAACCAAUACAAGAAGAUCUCACUUCUCCAACCCACAAUCUCUGUAAUCGGGCAUUCCUCAAAAAAUGGCGAAUCGGUCGUCAGGCAGGAGAAAUCCCCGGCGAGCAACGUGGCCGCCGUGGGCAAUCACGUGCAUCCCUCUCCUGCUAAACGCCGCCGCCAUCUACAUCUUCGGUUCGAGCAGGAAAUUCGAGUCGCUGCCCAAACCGGACUGGUUUCCUCCGCUGUGGGUGAUUUAUUUGGGCUCGAUCGGGUCGAGUUUGGUAAUGGGCCUGGCGGCGGCGAUGGUUUGGGCUGGCGGCGGGUUCGGCGGCGGGGGCGCGGCCGUGCAUCUGUACGUUUGUGAGGUGUCGUUGAGCGUUGUGUGGCCGCCGCUCGUGGUCCGGAUCGGAGCCGGGUUGGUGGGAGCGGUUUACUCCUGCGCGCAUUUUGGGGCGGUUUUGGGGUGCUACUGGGCUUUCGGGAGGAGGAGCCCGAAGGCGAGGAAGCUCGUUGGGCCGUGUUUGGGCUGGGCCGGGUUUGUGACGGUUUGCACGUUCAAGCUGGUUCGUGAUUCCCAGGUUUCUACUUUGUUGGAGUUGGUUGAUUUGUUUGUAGGGUUUCUGGUUGGGUGAUUUGGCUGGAUUAGGAUGGGAGUGUUUAGAGCUUUACUGUCUGUGUAGUGUGUAGUUUGUUAGUGGUUAGCCUGGGAGGUGUGAAGGCUUGUUCUGGAUAAAUGGAAGUAUUUGAUUCGAGAUUGAGAAAUGUUAUUUUGUUUUUUAUUAAGUAUGUUUAAUUUCAAGUGAUUCCGGUUCUCGAUUAAUUGUUUUAUUGUGAGCGUUGAAUGAACACUUGACAUAUUGUUUACAAAAUUUUAACCACGUAGGUCCAAUAAUCAUGAGGUGCCCAAUACCCGAUCGGACAGACUAGGAAUGCAAUAAGUGCCGUAACUAGGGAUGAUAAUUUCGACCUGACCCGUUUUACCCUAUCUGUUUGGUCGGUUUUGUGGCGGGUCCGCCCCGCCCCGCCUGGGCGGGCAUGGGUACUCUCAUCGACCCAACCUGCCUUGACCCGGCCCGUUCUUGCCUAAAUUACAUGUAAUCUUAGUCAAAUUACUUUGAAUUUUUCUUUUAUUACAUCAUAAUUUAGCUAUAAUAAAGUUGUAAAUUAGUG